Seriola dumerili (greater amberjack) is the source of this 1286-nucleotide messenger RNA. RefSeq lists its product as uncharacterized. The record is from RefSeq and is a predicted model, not a curated record. The coding region runs from base 16 to 1035 and encodes 339 amino acids. The transcript has 11 exons. Lineage: Eukaryota; Metazoa; Chordata; Actinopteri; Carangiformes; Carangidae.
UGUGAGGAGCUGACAAUGAAUGCUGACAAGUGGAUUUUCCCUUUAGCCGUGUGCUUUAUGUGUGUGUCAUCAAUUGAUGACCUACACAAUAUGGAAUCUUGUGAGCCUCUGGAAGUUUAUGAGACGUACACAGUCAGCGCUCCACUUGGCUCAUCUGUGCUUCUUCCAUGCAACUUUGCAAACAGCAGCCUCAAUUGGGUGUCAUGGGCCCACACUCCUGCGAUGGAACUGGUGCAUCUCAAUUCUAAAGGGAGUAUCAAGUUCCUACUCCCCAAAAGGGGCCGGGUGAAAGCUUUUCCAAAUCAGGGCUCAGAAGGAAACUACUCCAUCUGCAUUGAUGAACUUCAGUACUCUGACCUGGGUUGUUAUUACUGUAAGCAGGGAACUGACUGUCUUCAGGUGGAGUUGGUUGCUGCAACAGAUACACUGAGAGGAGAAAUGUUGCUACUGAUUUACAUCUGUGUUGGCGUGGCUGCUUUCAUCCUGCUGAGCAUCUGCAGUUACCUAUUCUAUAAGAACAGAUCACAGGACAAUACCAACAAUCCUGUAGGUGCUGAUAUUGUAGGUGCCAGUGCUCCACCAGCAGUAAUGGGAACAGUGCCAGUCCAUGAACAGCAGAGAGGAGCAGGCAACAGUAAUCUUGUUUAUGAGAACGAUGAUCAAGACCCAGCCAACCAGCCGGGUGACCCCACCAGACACCCUCAUAGUCUACCAGGAUAUCUGCAUGAUGUGGACAGGAAUCUACCCACUCAAAGCACGAGUGGGAUCCAUCCAAACUUGAACCAGUGUAACUUUGAAAGGGCGCAAAGUCAAAGAACAAAACACAGAUUUCAUAGAGAACUCAUCAACAGAUUACGACAACCAAGUUUCAGUCGACAUUAUUAUGUUAACCAAGGUGAAAUCAGGCAACAAGACAUGUCUACUCAGGCGAAGAAUCCUCACCGAGCAGGUUUUGGGAAGAAGAAAGCCAAAGAAAAUCAUGAAUACAAUAACCCGAUUUACAACAGAAGCACAGACCAGCUCAACCGUCUGUAGAGAACAAGGACUUUACACAGCUGACAGACAUUUUACUGAUUAUUCAUUUUCCUGUUUACUGUUUGGAAAAAAUCAUCAAAUAAAGAUCUUUACACAAAACAAAGCUUAAAAAAUCAGUUGCAUGUUUCACAAUCCAAAAAUUAAUUCUAUCUCAACAGUUCAGCAAUGAAGUUCAGAGAUGCCAUAAUGUAUGCAGAAGGAGAGUAUGCAAGUAUGUCUGUGCAAACGUGUAUGUUACGUGUGUUUUAGGU